UUGCUGCUGGGCCUCUGGGCCCCUGUCACAGAAAGCAUCAUCCCAGAGGAAGAAGAGAAACCCGAAUUCUGGAACCGCAAAGCUCUCGAUGCCUUGGAAGCCGCCAAAAAGUUGCAGCCCAUCAACACUAGAGCCAAGAAUCUCAUUCUUUUCCUGGGAGAUGACGUACAACGUGGAUAGGCAGGUGCCGGACAGUGCGGGCACAGCCACCGCUUACCUGUGCGGGGUGAAGGCCAACUACAAGACCAUCGGGGUCAGCGCCGGCGCCCGCUUUAACGAGUGCCCAACAAACCAUGGCAAUGAGGUCUACUCCGUCCUGUCCCGAGCCAAGAAGGCAGGGAAGUCGGUGGGGGUGGUGACAACCACCCGCGUGCAGCACGCCUCCCCCUCGGGCAACUAUGCCCACGUGGUCAACCGCGACUGGUACUCGGACGCUGAUAUGAAAGCUGAAGACUUGAGGUUGGGCUGCAAGGAUAUCGCCACGCAGCUCAUCUCCAACGUGGACAUUGAUGUGAUCCUGGGAGGAGGCCGCAAGUACAUGUUCCCGAAAGGUACACCGGACCCCGAAUACCCAAAUGCCACCUCCGAGAGCGGGAUCCGGAAUGACAGCAAUGACCUGGUGAAGCAGUGGCUGAACGACCGCAAGGGUGCCCGCUACGUGUGGAACCGGACAGCGCUGCUGGAAGUGGCCAAAGACCCUUCAGUGACACAUAUUAUGGGUCUGUUUGAACCCGUGGACAUGAAGUAUGAAUUGCUGAGAGACCAGAAAUUGGAUCCCUCCUUGCUGGAGAUGACGGAAGCCGCCAUCCAACUGCUCAGUCGCAAUCCCCGGGGCUAUUACCUUUUUGUGGAAGGUGGCCGGAUUGAUCAUGGGCACCACGAAGGAAUAGCCCGCAUGGCCCUGACGGAGACCAUCCAGUUUGACUUAACCAUUGAGAGGACGACCCAGCUGACCAGUGACAGUGACACCCUCAUCGCGGUCACCGCCGAUCACUCCCAUGUCUUCACCUUCGGCGGCUAUACCCACAGGGGGACCUCCAUUUUUGGAAUUGUGCAAAACACGGCAAAAGAUAAGAAAAACUACACCUCCAUCCUCUAUGGCAACGGACCUGGACACGUCGAGGGUGACCGGCCUGACGUCGACGGGGUGACCAAUGAGGGGAUCAGUUACCUCCAGCAGGCAGCAGUACCCCUGUCCUCAGAGACGCACGGCGGGGAGGAUGUGGCCAUCUUUGCCCGGGGACCACAGGCUCACCUAUUCCACGGAGUGCAGGAGCAGAAUUACGUGGCCCAUGUCAUGGCGUUUGCCAGCUGCCUGGAGCCCUACGAAAACUGUGGGCUGCCGCUAUCCAAAGCAACAGCCCCCGUGUUCUUGUCACCCCUCUGGCUGGUCUCCCUCUCCCUGCUCCUCCUGCUGCUGGGGCUGCACUGAGCCCGUACUCCGGUCUCAGUCCCUGCCUCCUCCUGGAAUGACCUUUCCCAACGUGGGCUGAGCCCUGAGAGGGCCAGAAGCGGGGGAAGGACCUCCCAGGGAGCAAUCCCAGGACUCCUG
Molecule: messenger RNA, 1552 nt
Organism: Tachyglossus aculeatus (Australian echidna)
Lineage: Eukaryota; Metazoa; Chordata; Mammalia; Monotremata; Tachyglossidae
Gene: ALPI
Product: alkaline phosphatase, intestinal
Exons: 10
Coding region: 89-1432 (447 amino acids)
Biological process (GO): dephosphorylation
Cellular component (GO): plasma membrane
Molecular function (GO): alkaline phosphatase activity
Source: RefSeq, a predicted model, not a curated record